Thunnus maccoyii (southern bluefin tuna) is the source of this 1800-nucleotide messenger RNA. Its product is annotated as E3 ubiquitin-protein ligase MARCHF3-like. The transcript is spliced from 6 exons. The coding region runs from base 266 to 1078 and encodes 270 amino acids. Lineage: Eukaryota; Metazoa; Chordata; Actinopteri; Scombriformes; Scombridae. The record is from RefSeq and is a predicted model, not a curated record. Gene Ontology annotation, molecular function: ubiquitin-protein transferase activity; zinc ion binding. Gene Ontology annotation, biological process: protein ubiquitination.
UGAGUUCGAGGAGAGACCGCUUCUUAAUAUCAUUCUUUGCCGCUCAACCUGGCGCCACGGCGGAGUCAGGCCGUCGACUGAAGAAACUUGGCUAGUUGUCAACCUCUCUGACUCAAGCGAUCUGCCAGACCACUCAUGUUUCUUGACCAGUUGGACUUAUUUUCAGCAAUGUCACCAGGGUCCUACAUCUCUGCAGUUAUUUGAUGGGAGACGCCCAGUAAGCCUGUUGAUCUGUGCCAGCGCUCUUCUCUCUUCCACCACCAUCAUGAUGACCGGUCGCUGCACUUUGUUGCCAGAAGUUUUGCCAAAUGCCCAUGUAAGAUUCCAGCCCGAGCCUGACUCCGAGUCCAUGUGUGGCUUCUCUGAAGAACCGCCUCUUCCAGGAAAAACCAUGGAGGGGUGCAGCGUGUCAGCCGGCGAGCAGCUUCAGUAUUACACACAGGUGUCUACCAAGCUGGACGCUCAACUGAUGCCUGCGGCGUUGGACACGUACAGCAAACAGUGUGCUCUGCCAGAGAGCCCCAUGUGUCGGAUCUGCCAUGACAGCGGGGCCCAGGAGGAACUGCUGUCCCCCUGUGAAUGUUCUGGGACCCUUGCCACCAUCCACUGCAGCUGUCUGGAACACUGGCUGUCUGCCUCAGGAACCAGUCACUGUGAGCUCUGCCACUACCAGUUCACCGUGCAGAGGAAGUCCAGGCCGCUGCUCGAGUGGCUGCAGAACCCAGGUCUUCGUCAGGAGAAGCGCACCCUGUUUGGUGACAUGGUGUGUUUCUUGCUCAUCACACCUCUGGCCACCAUCUCUGGCUGGCUCUGCCUUCGCGGUGCCAUCGAUCACCUUCACUACUCCAGCCGGCUGGAGGCCGUGGGGCUCAUCACACUCACUAUUGCCCUCUUCACCAUCUACCUCUUCUGGACCCUGGUGUCUCUCAGGUAUCACUGUCGACUGUACAACGAGUGGCGACAGUCCAAUCAGAGAGUGGUUCUCCUGCUCCCCAGGUUGCAUAGUGAGCCGUCAGCGCUGCACUCCUUCCAAGGCUCCCAACGAGGGAAGCAGCCGUCCAAAGAGUCAAUAGUCUGAGCACAGAGCCUUCUCCAAGGCUCUCAUUAGGAUACGGACACUGUUCAUCCUCUGCUCCCUUUGCACUUUCAAGUACUCAUCUGAGACCUACUAGAGCUGAUGUCACAUGUGUGAAUGGACUGGUAAGAUGGUCCAAGCAGUCAAUGAGCACUGUGAGCUGAUGAAGCAGCCAUCUUGGCUCCUGAUGAGGGGGAGGGACUGCAGGGUGUUCGUCGACCAAAUGACAGAGAGAUAAACACUGUGAUUGUAAUGUGCAGUAACAGCACCACGCCUUUGAUUAAAUUAAGCCCAAGUGAGACAUGUUUGCACCGUUAUGAAGAUAUUAUGGCUAUAGCGUUACUUCAAAGAACAGGACAGUUUGACAUUUAGAGAAAUCUCGUUUAUCACAUGAGAAGUUUCCCAAAAUAUCAGACUGUUCCUAUAAAAUUGACUGUUCUGUAAGCACUUACUUCAAUAGAAAUAAGCAAGCUGUGGAUGUCUUUAUAUUUCAGCAGCAUAAACGAAGACACAUGGACGUAAACAGAUGAAAGAUGUUUGAUGUCAUGUCGAGCACAGCCUUAAAGUCCUCUCCUGGUACAUUAAAAGUGUAUUAAUAUGUCAGUGGGCAAUUUUUGGCACUUCUGAUUGAUAGAGACACAUUUAAACCAAAGGUUAUUUUUUGUAUUUGAAACGUUUUGUUGUUCGUUCUGUUUUAUGUGUGUUUUGAUUGAAAAUAAAAUACA